This is a messenger RNA of Drosophila virilis, 2677 nucleotides long. RefSeq names its product SRSF protein kinase 3. Gene Ontology annotation, cellular component: nucleus; cytoplasm. Lineage: Eukaryota; Metazoa; Arthropoda; Insecta; Diptera; Drosophilidae. Gene Ontology annotation, biological process: peptidyl-serine phosphorylation; regulation of mRNA processing; spliceosomal complex assembly. Gene Ontology annotation, molecular function: protein serine/threonine kinase activity; ATP binding. The record is from RefSeq and is a predicted model, not a curated record.
GGAAUUGGUUUAGUACUCCGUUAAAAUUCUAGCAUGUAUAUUAUAUAUACAACACGCACAUCAAAUUUCCAAACCAGAUAUAUAUAUUUUUGAACAAAAUAAUACGAAAAAAAAAUUGUACCUAACAACAACAACAACAACAACAGCUACAAGAGCAACACGGAGUGCUGAAACGAUGUCGCACAAGUCCAGCUCCAACGAAGAAGAAGACGACAACGACGACGACGAAGACGACGACGAAGAAGAAGAAGAAGCCGCAGGAGCAGGAGCAGACGGAGCAGGCAGAGAAACAGGCGGAGGAGCCGGAGCAGGAGCAGGAGCAGAAACAGCAGAGGCAGGCGGAGGAGCAGGAGCGGGAGCAGCGAUCGCCAGCUUCAUCACCUGCACAUCUGCAUCCAGCUCUGGCUGCCCCAACAAGCUGCCCGGGCUGGACGUCGCGGAGCAUGUGGAAGAUCUGGUCAUGCUGGAGCUGACACAGACUGGCAACAGAAUGGACUGCAUGGAGGAUGUUGUGCUGCAGCAGCGGCAGCAGCUGCCGGAGCCGAGCUAUAAAUAUGGCGUCUAUCGCAGCAGAUCGGAGAAUCAGCUAACGCACCGGCUGGAACAGCAGCGGGAGGAGCAUGACGUUGACCAUGAGGUAAUCGUUGUGGGCGAAGUCAAUGAGCUCGACGACGAACAGGAUGACAACGACGACGACGACGACGACGACGACGACGAUGACGAUGACGACGAGGAGGAGGAUGUGGACAACGAUGAGGAUGAGGAUGACGACGAUGACGAGACCACGCCCACCACACCAUAUACGUAUGCAAACGAAAGCCCAAGCGAUUAUCGACCCGGCGGCUAUCAUCCGGUGAACGUGGGCGACGCAUUCCAUCAGCGUUAUUUUGCGAUCAGCAAACUGGGCUGGGGUCAUUAUUCGACCGUGUGGCUGUGCUAUGAUACGCAAAGGAAUCGCUAUUGCGCCGUCAAGCUGGUCAAGUCGGCGGUGCUCUAUGCGGAAUCGGCACGGCACGAGAUCCGGCUGCUGCGGCACAUCGCCCAGCUGAGCUGGCAUCCUCUGCGGGAUCGUGUCGUCAAUCUGACGGACAACUUUAGCACAAGCGGCGUAAAUGGCACACAUCAGUGUCUGGUCUUCGAUGUGCUCGGCGACAAUAUGCUAAUGCUGAUCCAGCGCAGCGGCUAUCAGGGUCUGCCGCUGUACAAUGUCAAGCAGAUCGCCUACCAGGUGCUCCAGGGCCUGUAUCUGCUGCACGACCAGGGCAAUCUGAUACAUACGGAUCUGAAGCCGGAGAAUGUGCUGCUGGUGGCGGACGAUGUGGCGCUGCGCAGCCAGGCGGCCGAGGCGUCCAAGAAGUAUCUGCAGGAGCAUGUCCAGCAGCUGGUGCUGGAUCCGGAGGCCAAGCUGAGCAAAACGGCCAAGCGCCGGCUGCGCACCAAGACCAAGCAAAGCAUCAGCUUCUUUCAAUCGCAUCGCAAGUGGCUGCGGGAACGCGGCAUCACCGAUCUCCUGCAGCUGGCCCGGCACGGUCUGCUCACCACCAAAAUGGCCGUAGAUGCGGUCACCAAUCAGCUGCCCUUUCUCGCCUACGACGGACCGAAUAUACUGAACGAUGCGGAGCUGCAGCAGCUGCAGGCGCUCAGCGAACAGUUUACGGAACAGGUCGGGGAUACGGCUCUGCUGCUCCGGCAGACGGCGCCCGGUGAGCCACAAUCGCAGCUGGCGGGCAAGAAGCGCGGCCGGGAGCGUCGCCAGGAGGCGGGCUCGAAGGCGAUGAAGCUGCUGAACAGCAGCCCGGAGAAGUUUAUGCGUUACGUGCAAAAGUGCAUCGAGCGGGAGGAGAAGGAGGACAACGAACCGUUCCAUUCGAGCAGCAAACGUAUCAAAAUCAAAAAGCCAGCCAAGAAACCGGCUGCCGCCCAACGCUUCACUCACUCCAAGGUGGAGCAACAAUCGAUGACAGCACAGCCGAAUCUGAAUCUAAUCAAGCGCACGGAUCCCGCACUGGAGCCGUGCAAGCUGAAGGUGGCCAUUGCGGAUGUGGGCAAUGCCUGUUUCAUCGAUCACCAUGUCACCGAGGAUAUACAGACGCGGGAAUAUCGCGCUAUUGAGGUCAUAUUGGGCGCCGGCUAUGAUACGUCGGCGGAUCUGUGGAGCGCCGCCUGCCUCUUCUGGGAGCUGGCCACCGGUGAAUAUCUGUUCGAGCCGAACAAAUGGCGCGGCGAUGCCUCGCAGGAUGAGGUGCAUGUGGCGCAUAUCAUUGAGACCUGCGGUCCCAUACCCAAGGAGCUGAUCGAGCGCGGCGAAUACUCUGCCGAAAUCUUUGAUGCCGACGGACAGCUGUUGAAUAUCAAAAAUCUGGACUUGCAUCCAUUGAACAAGGUGCUAAUGGAGCGCUACAAUUGGUCGCCAAACGAUGCCACGGAAUUCGCCGAGUUUCUAAUGCCGAUGCUGUGCACCGAUCCGUUGCGUCGCGUAUCCGCCUAUGCGGCCAUCAAUCAUCCGUGGCUCUUGCUGGACGAGGAGCCGCAGGAUAGCAAUUCGAAAUAGCCGAGUGCAAUACUUGUGUUGGGGGCAUAUUCUUGCAUUACAUUGUACAUAAAUCGAGGACCGAUCGAAUUGGGUGCAAACAAACAUAUGCUUAACAUAUGCAGGGUAUAUCUUAAAAAAAAAAAA